AUGAGAGCAACCACCCGGAAGCCCACCAACCUAUCGAAGGUCAGCCAAAUGAUCCAGGAGUCAGCAGCAGAUAACCCAGAGGACUGUAAGCUGGCCUUUGAGGCUUUGUUAAAGGAAUUGGACCUUCUGGGGUACAAAGCCUCUGCAAAGAAGGCACAGGCACUCCAAGCUGUCUUAGACCAAGUUCAGGGACUGGUACGAGAAACCCAUAAAUCUGACAGCCCACCCAUAGCCCUGGACCAUUUGGACUUGGAACCUGGGGAUUGGAUCUGGGUUCGCAGGCACCAGAUGCCAAACCUGGAACCAUGGUGGACCGGACCUUAUCCUGUCAUCUUGCUCAUUCCAACUGCUGUUAAGGUUGCCAGACGAGCCCACUGGAUUCACCACUCUCAAGUCAAGCAAGCUCACUCAGACCACAUUCCUCAGACAUGGACGGCAAAAAGAACAGACCAUCUGCUCAAAUGCUGCCAGACCACGUCUGAAGACUUGCAGCAAGAAUUUGAUCGUUAUGGUCCUAUAGUUGAUGUAAAUGUUCCACUUGAUUUCUACACUCGACGUCCAAGAGGAUUUGCUUAUGUUCAGUUGGAGGAUGUUCCGGAUGCUGAAGAUGCUUUACAUAAUUUGGACAGAAAAUGGAUUUGUGGGCGACAAAUCGAACAGUUUGCACGGGGGAAUCUGAAGACACCACAUCAAACGAAAGCCAAGGGAGGGAGGAAUGUGUACAGCUCUUCACGCCACGAUGAUUAUGGCAGAUACAGACGUUCUAGGGGCUGGAGUUACAAAAGGAGGAGAUCGAGCUGGUCUUUUGAUUACAGCUAUAGGAUAUCUUAUAGUCCUAGAAACAGUAGGCUGACUGGGAGACCACGGCGUAGCAGAAGCUGUUCCGACAAUAGUAGACCAAACAGCAGCUGGAAUACCCAGUACAGUUCUGCUAACUACACUUCAAGAAAGAUCUGA
Messenger RNA from Nannospalax galili (Upper Galilee mountains blind mole rat), 957 nucleotides. RefSeq lists its product as uncharacterized. The record is from RefSeq and is a predicted model, not a curated record. Lineage: Eukaryota; Metazoa; Chordata; Mammalia; Rodentia; Spalacidae. Gene Ontology annotation, molecular function: RNA binding.